Nerophis lumbriciformis (worm pipefish) is the source of this 6396-nucleotide messenger RNA. It is a transcript of the gene ppfia3, whose product is annotated as PTPRF interacting protein alpha 3. The record is from RefSeq and is a predicted model, not a curated record. Lineage: Eukaryota; Metazoa; Chordata; Actinopteri; Syngnathiformes; Syngnathidae. Gene Ontology annotation, biological process: synapse organization. Gene Ontology annotation, cellular component: presynaptic active zone. Gene Ontology annotation, molecular function: protein binding.
UGAUAGUCCAGGGCACCGUCGCUCCCAUCGCGCAGGGAGGGGAUGGAGCAGCCUGCUACCCGGGCUGGAACCAGGACAACCCGCGGCCGCCGCCUCCACGACGCCCUAAUGGACUGAGGCCGGCCUCGAUGCGCCUUUUCUUCCCAUCCUCGGUCGACCAUGACUCGGGUUCGUCUCUGGUGUCAGUGAAGCCUGGGCCAGGGGGUCAGAGGUCGUCCACCCCAACCUGCACUUUUCCCUCUCUCACCCCUGCACUGGCCCUCCUCACCCCUGCCCCACACCUUACCCCGCCUCACCCGAGGACCGGACCAAACCCUAGAACACACGCACACACUCGGGCCCCAAGAUGAUGUGCGAGGUGAUGCCCACUAUCUCGGAGGACGGGCGCGGCGGCGGAGGAGGCGGCUCAUCCUCGCCGGCGGGAGGCGGAGGAGGCACAGGCGUCGGGGGCUACGGCAGCAGGGACCCCCGCGGAGGCGGAAGCGACGAAGGGGGCAGCACGGGAAACCUGGAGUCCCUGAUGGUCAACAUGCUGACGGAGAGGGAGAGACUGCUGGAGAGCCUGAGGGAGACCCAGGACAGUCUGGGGACGGCGCACCUCCGCCUGCGGGAGCUGGGACACGAGAAGGAGUCGCUCCAGAGGCAGCUGUCCAUCGCGCUCCCACAGGAAUUUGCCGUGCUGACCAAAGAGCUGAACCAGUGCAGGGAGCAACUGUUGGAGCGAGAGGAGGAGAUCGCCGAGCUGAAGGCGGAGCGCAACAACACCCGACUGCUGCUGGAACACCUGGAGUGCCUGGUGUCCCGUCACGAGCGCAGCCUGAGGAUGACGGUGGUGAAGAGGCAGGCCCAGUCCCCGGCGGGGGUCUCCAGUGAGGUGGAGGUCCUGAAGGCCCUCAAGUCCCUCUUCGAGCACCACAAGGCUCUGGACGAGAAGGUCCGAGAGCGACUGCGCGUGGCGCUGGAACGCGUAGCCACACUGGAGGAUGAGCUGCAGUCGUCCUCGCAGGAAGUUGUGUCGCUGCGAGAGCAAAUCAAGCGCCGACAGCAAGGACUGGACAAGGAGGUGGUUUCCGGCGCACGUUCCGACAUCAAAGUUCCUCAUUCACUCCAUAAACGUUCUCCACAGCGCCUGCCCAACGGCCCGUCCUCCAUCUUGGAUGACGGCGAGAUUGAGCGACAGAGGGAGGGCGAGAUUGAGCGCCAGAGAUCGGAGCUGGGUCAGCUGAAGGAGAGACUUGCCCUCAUGUGCAGACAGGUGGGAGAGAUUGAGGAGCAGCUGACGUCCGCCAGGAGGGAGCUGGCCCGGUCGGAGGAGGCCAACCAGAAGCUCCAACGGGAUGUGAAGGAGGCGCUGUGUCAAAGAGAGGACAUGGAGGAGAGGAUCACCACACUGGAGCGCAGGUACCUGAGCGCCCAGCGGGAGGCGACGUCUCUCCACGACAUCAAAGACAAGCUGGAGAACGAGCUGGCCAGCAAGGAGUCUCUCUACAGACAGAGCGAGGAGAAGAACCGUCAGCUGCAGGAGCGCCUGGAUGACGCCAAGCAGAAGUUGCAGCAGACCUUGCAGAGAGCAGAGACGCUCCCGGAGGUGGAAGCUCAGCUGGCUCAGAGGGUGGCGGCCCUCAACAAGGCCGAGGAGCGUCACGGAAACUUUGAGGAGCGCCUGCGACAGAUGGAGGCACAACUGGAGGAGAAGAACCAGGAGCUGCAGCGGGCGAGGCAGCGUGAGAGGAUGAAUGACGAGCACAACAAGCGUCUCUCAGACACAGUGGACAAGCUGCUGUCCGAGUCCAACGAGAGGCUGCAGCUGCACCUCAAGGAGAGGAUGGCCGCCCUAGAGGAGAAGAACGCCCUUUCUGAGGAGCUGUCCAACAUGAAGAAACUUCAGGAUGAUCUCCUGGUAAACAAGGACCAGCUGAUAGCGGAGCUGGAACGUCUUCAGCUGGAGUUGGACCAACUGAGGGCGAGGCCCGGCGGCUCUUAUUCCAGUCGAUCCCUGCCUGGCAGCGCUCUGGAGCUGCGGUAUUCCCACGGGGGCGGGUCUCUCCCGAUGGGCUCCACCACUCACCUGGAUGCCUUCGGUAACUCCUCACUCGGGGGCGGAGUCAGGCGGAGUCACCGCGCCCGUUGGAGCUCGGUGCGCGAGGACGCCACCAAGUAUACCGACUGGGAGACAGGGGCUCUGCUGGGGGCGGGCUACGAUCACGGCGUGGACGUGUGCUGCUCCGACGACGAGGACGACGGCGACCAUCGCUUCGGCUCCGAGCUGCUGUCCCCCAGCGGACAGACGGACGUGCAGACGCUGGCCAUCAUGCUGCAGGAACAGCUGGAGGCCAUCAACAAGGAGAUCAAGCUCAUCCAGGAGGAGAAGGAGAACACGGAGCUGCGAGCCGAGGAGAUCGAGAGCCGAGUCAGCAGUGUGGCUCUGGACAGUCCGCCCAUGCCGCCGUCCACGCUUGGGAGGGACGGCACGGGGCGGGGCUUCAUCCCUUCCUCCAUCACCUCCUCCACGCUAGCCUCUCCCUCGCCGCCCAGCUCGGGACACUCCACCCCUCGCCUUCCGCACUCACCUGCCCGCGAGAACGACAGACAGAACAACAAAGACGACGAGCGCUCCCUCGCCCUCCUGGACUCCACGCCUCCUCCAACGCCACGCGCGCUGCGGCUGGACAGGAUGACGCUCACCCACCCUGGGGCGAUGCUGGAAGACUUCCGCAGUCUGUCAGCAGAUGGCAGCAGCACCAACAGCAGCCAGGAUUCUCUGCACAAGUCCAGCAAGAAGAAGAGCAUCAAGUCUUCCAUUGGACGACUUUUUUGGAAGAAGGAGAAGGGCAGGAUGGGUCAGCCUGGACGGGAUGGCUCGUCUUCUCUCGCAUCGACGCCUUCAGAAGACAUGGCCCCUGGAGACCCCAUGGGUUUGAACAAGACCGGCACUUUGGGUCCAGCAGACAAAGAUCGUCGCAGCAAAAAGAAGCACGAGCUCUUAGAAGAAGCCUGUCGCCAAGGUCUGCCCUUCGCGUCCUGGGAUGGACCCACUGUGGUGUCCUGGCUGGAGCUGUGGGUGGGAAUGCCAGCCUGGUACGUGGCGGCCUGCCGAGCCAAUGUGAAGAGCGGCGCCAUCAUGGCCAACCUGUCCGACACGGAGAUCCAGCGUGAGAUCGGCAUCAGCAACCCGCUGCACCGCCUCAAACUACGCCUGGCCAUCCAGGAGAUGGUGUCCCUCACCAGCCCGUCAGCCCCCGCCAGCACUCGCUCCUCGACCAGCAACGUUUGGAUGACCCACGCCGAGAUGGAGUCCCUGAACGCAGCAACCAAGCCGCCGGAGCUGAAAGAGUUCAGCUGGGAUCAGAUUCUGGCGUACGGCGACAUGAAUCACGAGUGGGUGGGCAACGACUGGCUGCCCAGCCUGGGCCUGCCGCAGUACCGUAGCUACUUCAUGGAGUCGCUGGUGGAUGCCCGAAUGUUGGACCAUCUGACCAAGAAGGAGCUGAGAGGACAGCUCAAGAUGGUGGACAGCUUCCACAGGGUCAGCUUGCAUUACGGCAUCAUGUGCCUCAAGCGCCUCAACUACGAUCGCAAGGAGCUGGAGCGCAGGAGGGAGGAGAGCGUGCACCAGAACAAAGAUGUGAUGGUGUGGUCCAACGAGCGGGUCAUGUGCUGGGUGCAGAACGUAGGCCUGAAGGAGUACGCCGACAACCUCCGCGAGAGCGGCGUCCACGGGGCCCUGCUGGCCCUCGACGACACCUUCGACUACACGGACCUCGCCCUGCUGCUGCAGAUCCCCAAUCAGAACACGCAGGCCCGACAGCUCCUGGAUCAGGAGUACAACUCACUCAUCACCAUGGGAACGGAGAGACGACCUGAUGAGGAUGGAACCAAGACGUUCACGCGCUCGCCUUCAUGGAGGAAGAUGUUCCGAGAGAAGGACCUGCGGGGCGUGACCUCCGACUCCGCCGAGACCCUGCCUGCUAACUUCCGUGCCUCCGCCAUCGCCACGCCCUCCGUCACCCUCAGGAAGGUUCAGAGUGACGCCAGCUCCGGUGCCCGGGGUGAGUCUGCCUCCGUGAGGACGUACUCCUGCUGAGGGCGCCACUGACCACGCCGACACCCUCGGAGGGAGCGUCCCAACACUUCAAGUCUGCAAUAACACGCACGGACGGGAACGGGAUGAAGCCAUGAAUGUGUCCUCCCAGCUGGAAGGUACAUCAGAUGUUCUUUGUGGACCAGCUAACGUGUCUUCAUUUCUUCUCUUCAACUAGUCUUUGUUGGCCAACAAGAAGAGGACGUAAACCAGUCAGAGUGACAAAGCGGGGCUCCAUUGUGACGCGAGCAGUAAAACAUGGCCGACAGCGAGCCUCAAACCACAUCACAGGGACGCUCGUCGCCCUUUUGUCUUGAAAGCCGAUACGCCCAGGAAGCUCUUUUUCGAGGCAGACCAUAAUAAUAGGCAUCAAAUGCUCCGUGGGGGGAGGGGCAUGGGGUUCAACCGUCUUGUGGCAGAAACGUAUCUACAAAUUGGAGGUAACUCUGCAGACUGUAAAGACUAAAGUAUCGGGACACAAAACGGCCGACAAACUCGCAGCAAGGUCCAAAAACCAAAAAACACAUGCAAAUGAUAAUUGCUGCAAUUUCAAAAAUCCUGCAUGAUCAAAAACACAAAUGCCAAAAACAACCAAAAUGUCGGGUUAUUUUAUUCAUUAAUUUUUUUUACAGAAUAUUCUACACAUUUUUUACCUAAAUUAGGCAUAAAAAAUGUGGAAAUGCUACAUGCAGUAUGGGCCACUAGAUAAGACCGAACCAAUCAGAACGCUCUGCCUCAGGCAGCAUGACUAUAUUGGAUUGUAAACAUGACUAAAAAGUGUUAAAAAAAUAUUUGGAAGGUCUUAAAAACACGUUUUUAUGCUAUGAAAAUGUUCCAUUUAUAGUUAAUGAUUCAUACUUUGCAUAAAUGAAUACUCCACGGUCAGGCCUGAAACCAAUUAACAUCAAUAAACAAAGAGCGACUACUAUAAGAGAAAUGCUGCAAGUUACCAAGAACACUGGGAAGUUAGCAAUCUUACCAGGAAGUUAGCAAUGCUAUCAGGAAGUUAGCAAUGCUACCAGGAAGUUAGCAAUCUUACCAGGAAGUUAACAAUGUUACCAGGAAGUUAGCAAUACUACCAGGAAGUUAGCAAUGUUACCAGGAAGUUAGCAAUGCUACCAGGAAGUUAGCAGUCUUACCAGGAACUAAACAGUGCUAUCAGGAAGUUAGCAAUCUUACCAGGAAGUUAGCAAUGCUACCAGGAAGUUAGCAAUGUUACCAGGAAGUUAGCAAUGCUACCAGGAAGUUAGCAAUCUUACCAGGAAGUUAACAAUGUUACCAGGAAGUUAGCAAUACUACCAGGAAGUUAGCAAUGUUACCAGGAAGUUAGCAAUGCUACCAGGAAGUUAGCAGUCUUACCAGGAACUUAACAGUGCUAUCAGGAAGUUAGCAAUCUUACCAGGAAGUUAGCAAUGCUACCAGGAAGUUAGCAAUGUUACCAGGAAGUUAGCAAUGCUACCAGGAAGUUAGCAAUCUUACCAGGAAGUUAACAAUGCUAUCAGGAAGUUAGCAAUACUACCAGGAAGUUAGCAAUGUUACCAGGAAGUUAGCAAUGCUACCAGGAAGUUAGCAGUCUUACCAGGAACUUAACAGUGCUAUCAGGAAGUUAGCAAUCUUACCAGGAAGUUAGCAAUGCUACCAGGAAGUUAGCAAUUUUACCAAGAAGUUAGCAACUAUCAGGAAGUUAGCUAGGCUACCAGGAAGUUAGGUAGCCUGAAUAAUGUAUUGUGAUUGUUUUUAUGAUAAAUUAUUUUUGUAUUUUAUGAUUUUUUUAUUCGAAUUAUGAUUAUUUUCAUUGUUAUUUAUUUUUUUAUUUGUGCCGUAUUGUACUGUAAUUUGCUGUAAAACAGUCUGAAUUGCCUUGUGUAGGAAUUGUGCUCUAUAAAUAAACUUGCCUUGCCUUGCUUAGGCUACCAGGAAGUUAGGCAGGAGACCAGGAAGUUAGCCAAGCUACCAGGAAGUUAGCCAUGGUAUCAGAAGUUUAGCCAAGCUACCAGGAAGAUAGCUAGGGUACCUGGGGGACCAGACCUUGAAAGACAUGAGAUGAAUGACCAUAAAAAAAAGUUGGCAGAAUGAAAAGGUACAUUUUUGAUUAUUUUGGUUGGGAUAUAUAUGUCUGCUGAUCCAUAGUAGCCUAGCUCACUUUGGUUUUUGUUCUGGGAACUCGCAGCAUCUCUGUCAAAUGUGUCCACAUGUGUUUGAUCUGUUUUUGGCAUUUGCAGCAUUUUUUUCCUGCAUGUUUUUCAUCGUGUAGCGUUUUUGUGUUUGCAGCCUUUUUAUAGUGUUUGGGUUUAUAUGAUUUCUGUAUUUGGAGU